AUGUCUGUGGUCGGCAGGGUGGCGAUCGUUACUGGCGGAGGUCUAGGGCUUGGUCGACUUUAUGCGUUGGCUCUCGCUCAAAGAGGGGCCAGAGUCUUGGUGAAUGACUACGGCGGCAACUUGGAAGGACAGUCAGGGACCAUUGCGGUUGCACAAGCUGUUGUCGAUGAAAUCACGGCCAAAGGAGGAAUUGCAGUAGCUCAUGGGGGCGAUGUGUCCAAAGACUACAAGGACAUCGUGGAUACGGCAGUAAAGCAUUUCGGGACAGUCGAUAUCCUAGUCAACAACGCAGGAAUUCUGGGUAAAAUGUCCCCUCACAACGACGUGGAUCCCUCUGCCUUCAUGCGCGUCCUAGAAAUUUCGGUCCUCGGAGCGGCAAUGCUCACCAGCGCAGUAUAUCCGAUCAUGGCGAAACAGAAGUUUGGGCGCAUUAUCAACUCCUCAUCGAACGCAAUGUAUGGGCUGGGGUCAGGUGGCGAUUGCGCGUAUGCAGCGUCCAAGGCGGCAGUAUUUGCCAUGACUAGACAGCUUGGACGAUGGUCCGAACGAGACGGCAUCAAGAUCAAUUGCACCAUGCCAUCAGGGGCAUCGAGAAUGGGUGAUCUUUCAGAAGGCACCAAGUUUGUCACUCACACUUAUUUUCCAACGGAGGGCUGUGUGCCAUUCACUAUUGCUCUCUGUGCCGAAGAGUGUCCGUGCUCUGGUGAGGUUUUCACCGUGGGGGCCAACCGGGCUGCACGGGAGACACUGGCUUCGUUUCCGGGUCUGAAGGCUCAAACGCCUGAGAGUUUCUUAAAUGACUGGGAGAAGAUUAUGGGUGUCAAUGACAGUCCAUUUCUAGCUGAGAGUACCCUCCACCAAGUCCAAUACGUUAUACGACAAGCGUAUGGCACUGAAAUGAAAGACAUUCCAGACUUUGGUCCCUCUGGCGAGAAACCACGCGCAAAGCUGUAA
Exophiala bonariae is the source of this 954-nucleotide messenger RNA. RefSeq lists its product as uncharacterized. The record is from RefSeq and is a predicted model, not a curated record. The transcript is spliced from 2 exons. Lineage: Eukaryota; Fungi; Ascomycota; Eurotiomycetes; Chaetothyriales; Herpotrichiellaceae. The coding region runs from base 1 to 954 and encodes 317 amino acids. Gene Ontology annotation, molecular function: oxidoreductase activity.